UUCGCCGGACGUGGUAGGUUAAACUUCGGAAAAGCGCGCGCGCCCCAACGAACGUUUCGAAGCGUUUUCGAGCAGCACUCUGAGCCGUGAACAUCUGGCUAUAUUUUUAUGAAACAUACCAUCAGUUAGUUAUCCUAUCAGCAUGACACGAAAUGGAAAAGCUAGAACCCUCCUCCAGUCGUGUUUAAAAUUAGAGUAAAAGUUGCCUUCGCCCGGUGUCACGGUCGAGUGAGAAAAAAGUCAGCUAAGGUUACAACCGCUUUUAUGCACUCGGGCGACAUCCGCAUGUGUGGACUGACUGUUGUUAUUUUCGUUGUUGUGUUUCAUUGAGUGUUUUUGAAAAAGUCCGGCCGGGGAAAGGGAAGUGAUUUUAAUUUCAAAGAGUUCAGCUUUUGCAUGCUCGAAGCUGCUGUGCCCAGUGUUGUAUGUUUUCAUUUUACAAUUGUGACUGUGCGCUGUACUAUUUGUUCAACCCGAAAGUAUAAGCAACGCUAUUACAAGUGGAUGAUGAUGAUGAUGAUUCACCGAAAAAAUGCCAGCUGAAUGUUACAAUAAUACCUUUGGAUAUAUGUAAUAUAUGUUGAUUUAUGCAAACGGCUCCAGAUAGAAAGGAAGAGGAAAAAAACCCUACAAUUCUCAAACAAUAAUCGAACAUGGAGGAGAAGGAAAGGGGAAUUCGCUUGGCAGUUCAAACCGCAGCUAUACGAAAUGUUAUUUUGGAACACCGGAAAGCUUCGUCCUACACAUUUCGAAAAGUACGAUUAAAACCGGCUACAAAGUUCAUCCUGCUGAUGCUAAGUCUGAUGGAGCUUAUUGAUGUAGCACUUGCCAAUCGGCCUCCACGUUUUCUGAUUGACGGCCAUUCGGAAAUAGUUCUAAGGUUGAAAGAAGGUCCGGACACUCCGGUGGGGUCACUAAUAUACAAACUAAAAGCUUACGACCCUGACGGUGAUCCACUGACAUUCGGGGUUCGCGCAUCGACUGAUAGCGAUGUGAUUCGGGUCGAACGAUCCGGAGCUAGUGAGGCCAAUAUUUAUUUGAAUAAGGAGCUCGAUAGGGAAACGAAAGAUGAAUACUCUUUCAUACUUACGUUGAGUGACGGAAGAUUAGGGGAUUUCGCAAUCACGCAGAGUCUCCUGUUGCUAGUGGAAGAUGUCAACGAUAACGAACCAGUUUUCAAGCAGUUUACUUCAGCUGUUGAAAUCCCCGAAGACAGUGCACCCGGCAUUAUUGCAACCUUAGAAGCGACUGAUCGAGAUGAGGGCACUUACGGACAGGUGGUAUACUUUCUGGAGGAACUUGACGGCGAUAACGACAUUUUCACCGUUUCGACCACCUAUGGGAAAGGAAUCAUUCGGCUUGUUGGAUCCUUGGAUUAUGAAAGGAAGAAUGUGUAUCAGCUACGAAUUUUGGCUCGCGAUAGAGCCAGUCAGGGAAAAAUAAACACAGGAACAGCAGCUUUGCUGGUGAAAAUCAACGAUGUUGAAGAUCAACCUCCGGAAUUCGUUUCUGCACCCGCAGUUGUUAGGAUUCCGGAACUAUCACCUAUAGGAACAACCGUGGCGCAAGUGAAAGCGAUCGAUGGAGACAGGGGAAUUAAUAAUCGUAUACGUUAUUCCAUUCGAAGCAAACAAAGUGUAAUCCCUUUUGAGAUCGAUGAAAAAACUGGGAAAAUCACGACUACAACAAAACUUGACCGAGAAGAUUCAAGUAAUCUGGCGAAUGCUGCCUAUAUUCUUGAGGUGUUUGCAACGGAAGUAUCGAAGUUGAAGCCGGCACCUUCUGUCAGUACGGAGAUAACUAUUAUUGUAACAGAUGUUAACGAUGAAACACCAACGUUUCGCAGUACAUCGUAUGAGGUGGAGAUCAACGAAAAUGCUCAACAGAAUACUCCAGUAUCGUUUCUAGGCUUCACCAGAAAUGAGGUUUUUGAUUAUGACCAAGGUAACAAUGGUACUUUUGAUUUGUACCUGGAACCCGAUAACGGUGUCUUUGAGAUUUCACCGAGUCGUGCUGUGAACGAGGCUACUUUUGUGCUUCGUGUUAAGGAUCCAUUUUUGUUGGAUUAUGAGAAGAUUAAAUCUAUGAAUUUUACCAUUCAUGCGAGAGAAAUAGCUACUGAAGGAAAGCAUAGCAGUGCUUCGAUUAUGGUACACAUUCGUGACCAGAACGAUAAUUUUCCUGAGUUUACCAAAAAUAUGUACGAAUGUUUCCUGCUCGAAAAUAGUGGAGCAGGAACACUUGUAACACAAAUUUAUGCAACGGAUGAUGAUUCCGAUGUAUUUGGUUCAUCUGGUAUCAGAUAUGUUCAAUUGUCAGGUAGCAUCGCACAUCUAUUGCAGUUGAAUUUUCUCACUGGCGUUAUAACUAUCAAAGAAGAUGGUGGAGAUGUAUUCGAUCGAGAACAUAUCCAGAGGCAUUAUGUGACCAUUGAGGCACGUGAUAAUCUAGGCAAAGGAAAUCGCAAUACAGUUCAACUAGUUAUCCAUAUAGUGGAUGUUAAUGACAAUCGACCUAUUUUCGUACAAAAUUCAUACGAAGUACGUUUGAUGGAAAACAAGCAAACAUUCGAAACACCUGUUAUACUAGAAGCCAGAGAUUCUGACCUCAAUGGCACUGAAAACAGCGAAAUAAGUUACGAAAUCAUUGAAGGGCAGUUCAAGGAUAACUUCACAAUCGAUAGCAAAACGGGAAAGUUGGAAAUAAAAUCAUUCAUCGAUUUUGAGUUGCUCACAAGUGGAGUAACUUUCAACAUUAGAAAAAUUUAUCUAACGGUAAUGGCUUCUGAUAAUGGUAAACCUAGAUUGAGUUCCGAGGCCACGGUUAUAGUUCACGUACAGGAUGUCAACGACCAUGCUCCACAAUUCUUCAAAUCCGAAUAUUCUCGAACGGUGCCUGAAAAUCUUGCCAGUGGAACAUCUGUUUUGGAAGUCAAAGCAGUGGAUAACGAUGGUUCGUCCCCAAACAACUUCGUAGUAUACAGAAUUUUGAGUGGUGCAAGUGACAAAUUUGUCAUAAGUCCUGACACGGGACUCAUUUCAGUAGCCACCGGAGCAUCCCUAGAUCCCGAUAUGACUGAUCCCAGAACAACGGAAUAUAACUUGAAAGUUCUGGCCUUGGAUGGGGGAAUCGGAGAACACCAGUUGCAAAGCUAUUGUACCGUUAAUAUUUCCAUAAAAGAUGUGAACAACAAAUCACCUCACUUUUUGGAGCCAGGAACGAUAUCGAUUCGUGAAAAUACCCCUGUGGGCACCUACGCGUAUAGACUUAUUGCGAAUGAUCCCGAUCGGGAUCCAAUUCUCCGUUACUACAUGGACGGCAAUAUCUCAGAAGCGCGAACCGAAGAAGGAGUGCUGGUUAAGCUCAGUGAAUACGAUUACAUGUCAGCUUUUAUGCUGAACUCCACCGAUGGACUGAUAAGAGUUGUAAAGCUGUUGGACCGCGAAAAAAUGGAAAUUAUCAAGUUAGGAUUCAUUGUCGAGGACAUUGCAUCGGAAAACGGCAUUCAAACGGCUACAACUACACUGACAAUUGUGAUUGAGGAUGAGAACGACAAUAAUCCUAAGUUCAAAAAUUCAUUCUAUAAGCGUUCUAUUCCAGAGAAUAGCCCACAUGGAGUACCAAUUAUGAGCAUACUCGCGUAUGAUAUCGACAAAAACAAGACAAUCCGAUACAGUUUGGAGGGUCCAAAGGAUGUUACUAACCUGCUUCAUCUGGAUGCUGAAACUGGGGAAAUUGUAGUAGCUAGUAGGAUCGACUAUGAGCAGUUUCGUUGGCUUAAUUUCACAGUUCGGGCCACGGACUCUGGAUUUCCCCCUCGUUCCGCACUUACAGAGGUGUUCAUACAAGUGAUCGAUGAGAACGACAACAAUCCAUACUUUGUUUCGGAUUCAACCAAUUUUACCGUUUACGAAAACUCACCUUUAGGAUCUCGAGUAGCUACAAUCCCAGCAAAGGAUCCUGAUUCCGGAGCAUUCGGAAAAAUUACCUACCUCAUCGAUAGGAUUAGCUCUAACGGUAAAUUUUCAAUUGAUCCUGAAGGCGGAAAUUUGAUUGUCGCUGAUUAUAUAGACCGAGAAUCGAAAGUAUCUUACAUGCUCGUAAUCGAAGCAUGGGAUAAUUAUCAGUUUGGCUAUAUCAGCGGAGAAAGUCGAAACGCUUUCAAGCAAAUAUUUAUAACAGUUUUGGAUGAAAAUGACAACACUCCAGUUGUACAAGCUCCUGAAGGAUGCGUCCAGAUUACCGAGUUUUAUGAUAUAAGGGAGCCGCUGACUAUGCUCAAAGCAAGUGACGCUGAUGAUCCCGAAACAGGAAACGGCUUGAUCGAGUUUAAAAUUAUCGAAACCACUGGUGUAGACCUUUUUUUCUUAAAACAAAAAGAAAAUGGAGUCGCUGAAAUAUAUGCAAGCCGAUCAUUGAAUAAUCUUUAUGGAAACUAUUCGCUACUGAUAAUGGUCAGCGACAAAGGACAACCGAAAAAUUCCGUUAAUCAAAAGGUGGAUAUAUGCGUGUUGGACUUUAAUGAUCAUGCUCCAGAAUUUAUUUCUCCACCAAAUAACAUUACAAUAAGAAUCCCUGAGAACGCCACCGUUGGAACGAACAUUGUUCAAGUCAUUGCUAAGGACUACGACAUUGGUCCAAAUGCCGCAGUACGAUAUCGCUUCAAGGCAGAUCCGUUAGGCAAUUAUAAAUCGUUUUUGGUGGAUGAAUUCUCAGGAAUCAUUUCGCUAAAGUUACCUCUCGAUAGGGAACGGCAAAAGAUUCACGAGUUGCGCGUUGAAGCAUACGACCAGGGCAUUCCUACGCCUCUGAGUUCCGAUCUUGAUCUCAUCAUUUAUGUGCGUAAUGUCAAUGACUACGAGCCACAAUUUUUAAUCGAGGAAAUAACGGUCAACUUUACCGAACAUACCGAUCCGGGCCGGGAACGCAAGAAGUUGCCGGAUACUAUCGAUCGCGAUGAAGUCGAUGAACUGGAUGAUCCUCCUACAUCGGUGUGCUAUUUCAUCGUGUACGGGAAUGAAAACAAUCAAUUCCAUCUCGACAUGCAUACUCAUAUAUUAACGGUUUCAAAGGAACUGGAUCGGGAAAAGAGAUCAAACUAUACGCUGAUUGUUAAAGCCACGGAGGAUUGCAUAAACGCCCCGCAGAAUAUAUCCUUCAGUCGACCGGAAGCUGCCUUUUUCAGCGUGACACCAUCCGACGACACACAUCAAAGAACGACGACGGUGGCAAACCAACAAUAUGCUGCCGGUUUCUACGAGCAUCAGCAGCAACAUCGCUACAAGAAACCGCAGCGCCGUAGUCUUGGCGAAAAACAGGAUGUAGGAAAUAGGUUCGAGGGUCGCGGCAAAAAUCUCAGCCAUAGUGUCAGCGUAUUGUUACCAGCCAUCACCGGAGAUAUGCCGCCGCACUUUGAAAGAUUCACUGGAGAUAUCUUCUAUCACGACGAUAAUACAUUGGUACGAGUUAUCGUUUACGUUCAGGAUAUCAAUGAUAAUCCGCCUGUGUUUGUGCAAAAAAUCUUCACCGGAGGAAUCACCACGUCUGCUUUAUUUGGAACUCAAUUUAUGAUGUUAACGGCAAUAGACCGAGAUGCUGGCGAGAACAGUCAGGUGUCAUAUUACCAAAUCGGUGAAAUCAAGCGUACGCUAACGGAAGGAUUGGAUUAUCUGCACCGGGCGCCAUUUUUGGUCGACCGCAAAACUGGAGCGGUUCAGCUAAAUUUUGACCCUCAAAAGGGUAUGAAAGGAUAUUUUGAUUUCAAAGUACUAGCCAAUGACAGCGCUGGACUGGCAGAUGAAGCGCACGUUUUCAUCUAUCUGCUGCGGGAAGAUCAAAGGGUUAAAUUUGUGCUACGGCUGCAGCCUCCCGAAGUCAGGGAGAAAAUCAACAUCUUCCGAGAUGUUCUAAGCAACGUGAGUAAUUGCAUCGUAAACGUGGACGAUUUCCGCGUGCACGAGAAUCGAGACGGUUCGGUUGAUAAGACCAAAACUGACCUGUAUCUGCACCUGGUCAACCGGAAGGAUAAUUCUAUUCUCGAAGUGUCGGACGUUUUGAAGAUGGUGGAUCUGAACAUCGAACAGUUGGACGAAUUAUUUAAGGAAUUCAAUGUGCUGGACACUCAAGCAUCCGAGACGUCAUUCUUCGCCGCAGAACUGGCGGGCGGCCCCGUGCUGACAUGGUUGAUGGUUUCCAAUCUGUUCGUAGGGGCGUUACUAAUUGUUGUACUGGGACUGUGCGCUUCCCAACGGUCCAGCUAUAGGCGACAACUGAGGGCGGCUCGUGUUGCCAAUUACGCUGCGGCACAUUCGGAUCUGGUGGCGCGGGGAGUGUUGAAUUCCGUCCCCAACACCAAUAAACACAGCAUCGAGGGCAGCAAUCCGAUUUGGAUGAAAUCAUGCAAGAACGACUGGUACAAAAACGACGAAGAGCUUACCAAAAAUAUAUCCGGGCCGGAAUCGAUUGAUGAGAAUGUAAUCAACACUGAUGAAUAUUUCACCAAGAACUACAACAAUGACAGAUUCGACAUUGUCAAGCAGUACAAUUUGUAUUCUCAGCUCGACAAACUCACGAACGGCAACAUACUCGCCAAAAAAUUAGAAACUACAGAGCUUUAAUAAAACACUUUCUACAGGAAAACA
Uranotaenia lowii is the source of this 6641-nucleotide messenger RNA. Its product is annotated as cadherin-23. The transcript has 14 exons. Gene Ontology annotation, molecular function: calcium ion binding. NCBI's taxonomy places the organism in Eukaryota, Metazoa, Arthropoda, Insecta, Diptera, Culicidae. Gene Ontology annotation, cellular component: desmosome; plasma membrane. The record is from RefSeq and is a predicted model, not a curated record. Gene Ontology annotation, biological process: homophilic cell-cell adhesion. Bases 654 to 6617 code for a protein of 1987 amino acids.